UGCCCUUCACUUUCGGCAGAGAAGAUGGCAGCUAGCGCACCGAAAGUUCGGAGGCGCAUGCACAUCUCUGGAUUGAACCCGUUGCAGUGCAGUACCUCUGACAUCUCGGCACGUAUGGCGUCAUUUGGUCUCGAAGCGACAUCGAUCGAAGGAUGGCCUCCAGGCCAGGACGGUGUCGGACGCACCGUCAACUGGUGCUUCGCCACGCUCGUGGGUCCCGAGGAAGGAGUCAAGAGGGCGAUAAACACGCUCAGUGGAACGACGUGGAAAGGUCACAAGCUCAGAUUAGGGCUUGCCAGGGAAAGAGCCUGGGGGUCCAGGAAUGAGGAAGAGGAUGGCGAAGGCAGUAAAAAGGGAACAAGGGACAAGGCGGACAAGGAGCGUGAGGAGAAGGAGGCAAAGAAGGAAAAGAAAAAGAAGGAGAGAAUUCGAAAGGCAGGCUUUGAGUCAAGGGAUCUCAGCGAGGCCGUCACCUCUGAGAAAGUAGACAAGGGCGAAUGGGGCUGGAAGAAGACACCAGCAGGGCACCUUAUCAGGCCGAUGCACAUGCGCCCGGAGAGGCCUGUGCCCGUGCCGGCAGUUCCGGCUGCGUCUACUAAGGAGGACGACAAAAGGAAGAGAAGAGGGAAGGGGAAGGGAUCGGGCGAGCCCGCAAAGAGAGCCAGGAGGCGGACCAUUGACCCCACGCGGUACGCUGCAGUGCACUUCAGCGGCUCUCUACUCGACGAUGGUACGGCGGCUGUGGAAGGAGAGUGGACGUUUGAGGGAGAGGGCGAUGAGAGUGGCGCGGAGAAAUGGAUACUGAAAAGCAGGGACGGCAAGAUUCUGCGCGAGGAAGUGGCUGUCAGGAAAACACAUACUCUUCCUUCUGCCGAGGCAGAGUCAGAUCAUGGUGGGGCAUCCGAGUUGGAGUCGGAAGCAACAGCAAGUUCUAGCUCGCAGUCCGACUCGUCAGUCGAAUCGGAGACCCCGACGAAUCAGCAGAAUAAGCGGGAAGCAGAGAAAGACGCAGCCUAUCUCAAAGUCGACUCGUAUCCGGCGUAUGAUCCGGACGAAGAGGAUGCUUUCUCGGAGGGGUAUCAAGAGGCUAUUGAGGGGGUCGAUCUCGCGCCCGGGCCCGGUGAGGACGAGAGAUCGCGAUAUCUGACGCUGCUGCAAGACAUGUUCGGUGGAGUCAAAGGGUCGAUUGAUGCAGACGAGGCAAACCGUUUGCGCCAGGCCCAAGAAGAGAAGAACAAUCUUUUCGAGGACAGUGACAACGACACUGACAGCGACGACGAAGAUGACGAUGGCGAUGAUGACGAAUAUGAUGGCGACGAUAACGAAGGUGAUGCCAAGCAAUUGGAGCAAAGCAACAAUGAUGUGCAACAAGCCGACGACAAUGAAACUGGAGACGAUGAGGGACAGGGACAGAUCGAGCAGGAUGAGGUUAUGAAGGCGAUGGACCCUCAACCGAACGAGGAAGUAAAGAGCAAAGAGGAGAAGGCAGCUGCUGAGGCGGAACAGAAGAGAAUAGAGCGCAGAGCCGCCUUUCUUGCCGUUCCAGCACCAGAUUCAGAACAUCGAGAGCAAGCGGAUGCCUUCACGCCUCACGUGCGCUUUGAUCCUGGAUUCGUCGAGGAAGACGAGGAGGAGGAGGAUGUCGUCGAGCAAGGGCAGGCCGACCUCUCUCCAAAUGAUGAAGCCAAGACUCAAGAACAGCAGAGUCAAGCCAAGGACGGACCAGCAGAGCCCAACCGAGUCUCAAUGUCGAGCCUCAAGGACAUGUUUCGGCCACAAGAAGAGACCGGCGGAUUCUCCAUCAUGGGAAAUCUCGACUUGGACCUCGACGAAGAGCUUAACUUUGAGCCUGAUGAGGAUCAGCCCGUAUUUCCCGCCUCGGAUGAUGCAGGUACAGAGUCAGCACCGGGGAUGAGUGGCACGGCGGUGGUCAAACAGCCCAAGGGCCUCGAUUUCGAUCCCAACACCCCCUUCUUCUUUCCGACAGUAGCGCGGAGCUCGAGCCAGUCGUCCUCGCGGCCGGACGUGUUCGACGUACUGCGCACGACUACAACAUCCUCGGUUCAGCCUUUUCGCCGCACCGCGACCGAGGACGAAAUCCGGUCACGGUGGCAGGAAGCACGGGGACAGCUUACCUCUGACUAUCGGAAGAGGCACAAGGAUGCAGUUCGCAAGAAGAAGAGGUCCAGGCUCGCGACUGCUUGAUCGACUCCUUGACCUGCCGCUGAUGCAACCCUGUUAGACCCUUCAUGCGAGUCGAAGGUCCUGAGGGGGUACUCAAAUGCGGACAAGUGCGGAGAAGACUGUAAUGCAAGCAUGUCUUUCGUCGCCUGACGUCCGAGCGGGAAGGUCGCAAUAACGAAGAAGAAGCAGCUAGUCUAGUAGCUAGAAGUGGAUCUAUGCGCAUGCAUGACUUGUCUUCGAGCAGCACU
Molecule: messenger RNA, 2432 nt
Organism: Acaromyces ingoldii
Lineage: Eukaryota; Fungi; Basidiomycota; Exobasidiomycetes; Exobasidiales; Cryptobasidiaceae
Exons: 3
Coding region: 25-2205 (726 amino acids)
Source: RefSeq, a predicted model, not a curated record